AUGUCCAUGGCCAACCCUUCAAGUUCCCAGUCCGUGUCCACACAAGACCACCUCAUCUCCGCAACCAACGCCUUCUUCCUCGCCCUCGCAUCCAACACCUGUUCCCUCACCCUCCUAACCCAUUUCUCCACAACUCACCCCGUAACAAUCCAACACGCCCCAGCCCUCUGCCCCCACCCGCAAACAUCCCGCCUCUCAGGACUAAACGCCGUCCGUUCCUACUUUGACCUCCUCGCCACAAACUGGACCCGCUCAAAAAUGGCCAUACGCACAAACCCACGCGCGGACGCGAAAGCGCGCCGCGUCGUUGUCGGCGCCAGUGUCACUUGGAUGUGGCGCAGGAGCGGCCGCGAGUGGGAUGAAGAUUUUACUUGUACACUGGAGUUUGAUGAGAAUUAUAAGAUCUCCAGCCUCGUCGUGAAGACUGACUCGCCUCCGGAAACGUGUGUUAUGAGAGCUGUAGACUCGGCCGUAAAAUGA
This is a messenger RNA of Laccaria bicolor S238N-H82, 480 nucleotides long. RefSeq lists its product as uncharacterized. Bases 1 to 480 code for a protein of 159 amino acids. NCBI's taxonomy places the organism in Eukaryota, Fungi, Basidiomycota, Agaricomycetes, Agaricales, Hydnangiaceae. The record is from RefSeq and is a predicted model, not a curated record. The transcript has a single exon.